AUGAGCUCAAACAAGCAACCGGUGAAACUGGACGACGAACAGCUGGCGGAGUUGCGAGAGAUUUUCCGAUCGUUUGACCGGAACAAGGACGGAAGCUUGACGCAGCUCGAGCUAGGGUCGUUGCUCCGGUCGCUGGGUUUGAAGCCGAGCGAGGACCAGCUGGAGGCGUUGAUCCAGAAGGCCGACAGGAACAGCAACGGCAUGGUGGAGUUCUCCGAGUUCGUCGCCAUGGUCGAGCCGGAUCUCAUCCACGCUCACAGCCCCUACACGGAGGACCAACUCCGCCAGAUCUUCCGGAUGUUCGACCGCGACGGCAACGGCUACAUCACGGCCGCCGAACUCGCACAUUCCAUGGCCAAGUUGGGCCACGCCCUCACGGCGGAGGAGCUCACCGGAAUGAUCAAAGAGGCUGAUACCGACGGCGACGGUUGCAUUAACUUUCAAGAAUUCGCUCAGGCAAUCACUUCUGCCGCCUUCAACAAUUCUUGGGGCUGA
Molecule: messenger RNA, 495 nt
Organism: Neltuma alba
Lineage: Eukaryota; Viridiplantae; Streptophyta; Magnoliopsida; Fabales; Fabaceae
Product: probable calcium-binding protein CML18
Exons: 1
Coding region: 1-495 (164 amino acids)
Molecular function (GO): calcium ion binding
Source: RefSeq, a predicted model, not a curated record